AUGUAUGUACUAUAGUAAAUGCCCCAUGCGCAGCACUUUUGCUUUCAUUUGCAACAAUUGGAGGCGACACUCGCAUAAAAACAGCUGCUGGCAGCGAGACUGCAAACUGCAUUUAUGUCAGACGCACGCGCUACGGUCAUCAAAUGCAAAGCUGGAAGCUGGCAAUGCCAAUGCAAUGUUGCAACGAGCAACGAGCAACAGCAACAGCAGCAUCAACAGCAGCAGCAGCUGCUGCAAGGAUAACGUUCCCAGCGAGUAAAUCCCAAUGUUUGCUGUUUAGCACAAACGAUGUCUGCUAAUUUGUGGUAAAGCAAAAAACACACACACACACAGAAAGACGACUAGAAGAAAGCAAAAAGCAUUGCACACUCACGACAAGCUCACGACAAAGUCGCCAAUCAAUAAAUGCAAAAGCAAAGCACGCCAAACCGAGUGAAAUAAGCUUUUGAGCGUAAAACGUAAAAGCUUUUGCGGCGCUUUGCAAAAAACGAGCCAAAGUUGUAAAGCUUCAGCCAGCCAGCCAGCUGCUAACACUUGCCGUAUGCCGACAAGAGCCGAACGUCGUAAGCCGAACCGAACACACCCGAAUGCCGAUUGCCGAUUGCCGAGUGCCAAGUGUUAAGCGACGAGUGGCGAAUGCACCGCUUGGCGCACACCACAUGACGCUUUUUGAGCUAAACCGAAGCUGAGUCGAUAUUUUGCGCUCAAUCGAAGCUUCGCCUCGCUGUGUAGGCCGCUGCUGCUUGAAAAUGCCAAAGGGGCAGCUGGCAGUCGCCUAUUCGCCCCUCGCGUCCCUUUCGCCUAUAGCCAGCUGCCUGCUGCCAAACUGUCUCAAUGGUCUGGCCUCGUGGGCGCGAAAGCUUCGCAGGCGCGGACAGUUGUAUACGCAACGUUUUAGCUAACGAGCACGAGACACGGACCGAGUUCCCCCAAAGCGCGACGCGUACGCAUCGAAAGUGUGACUGCCAGUCAAAUGAUUUAGUCUCAGUCGAAAAAAAGAAAGAAAGAAAACCACACAAAAAAACGAAAGGAAUAUAUAUCUAUAUUAGAAACAUCAGCUAUUUUAUUGUUAAUGUAAAUAAGUGCAUACAAUUGUUAUGUACAUACAGAUUUAGGGUAGUAAUCGGUAAAAUCGGUUUGCUCCAAUUUGUGAGCCAAAUUGUGCCAUAAAUAAAACUGAGAAACGAGGCAGCAAAAAAAGAAAGCAGCAAGCAGCAGCAAAAAAAAUCGUGGCGCGAACGUGUGUGCCAGAAAAUCAUUGAGCAAAAAAUAUAAAAAUCCUUCAAAAGGAUGUAAAGCAUUUCAAAUUUGUGCCUUUACCUGCAAAUCGCACUUUGUGUGUCUGUGUUUUCGUGAGCUUCCAAAAAAAAAAAUACAAAUAUCAACAAAAAAAUACGAAAAAAGCAAAAAGUAGGAAAGUAUAUAAAUAUACAACAACAACAACAAAAGAAACGCAGGAGCAAAAGUGCACUUUCAAUUAAAAAGCUAGCCACAGCAGCUCUGCAGGAACGCAGCAGCAGCAGCAGCCGCAGUCGUGGCAGCACAGGCAGCGCAUAAAAUCAAUAUUUUUGUUUAAGCAGCAGCAGCAGCAGCAGCAGCGGCAGCCAAAAAUCUGCGACACAACCAACAGCAGCAGCAGCAUUAACUAACAACAACAACAACAAUAUUCAAAAGAAUUUGCCAGCACAAACGACAAACAACAGCAACAACAAAAACAACGACAACAACAUCAAGAACAGCAGCGAAUUUCUUUCUUGUAGCCAGCGUCGUCGUCAACGUCGCCGUCGCUGUCGCCGUUGACGUCGACUUCGCAGCCGCUGUAAUCAACUUUUAUUUUGCGCUGAGCUGAGCGAGCGAGCGUCUUGGGGCUGUGUUUUUAUAAUAUAUACACACACAUAUUUGCACUUGGCUUGGUGUCGCUAGCUGUCUGUGUAUGUGUUAGUGUGUGUGUGUGUGUCUCUGCCAGCGUCUGUGUGUCUGUGUGUGAGCCAGAAGGUUACACUAAGCAGACGGCGCUAAGAAGCAGGAAGCAGCAGCAGCAGAGCAACAUCGUCAGAUAAUAGGCAAAGAAGACGAGAGCGACACAGUAACUAGGAAGUUGCUGUUAGCGGUUUAUUAUUGUAUUACUAGAACAACAACAGCAACACACAUACGCAUACGUCCAGAAGACACACACACAUACGCAGGCUGAACGCACAUGCAGCUAGUCUGACACCUGCGCACAACUUGGAGGCAACUCAAAUUACAUAAAUAGCAAUAGGGCCUAAGUGAAAGGCCGCCGCAGUACAACGAACUGCAGCUGCAGCACAUAUUUGCAUAGCAGCAACAACAGCAGCAACAGCAACAGCAGCAGCAGCAACAACAACAAUAACAACGAAAACAACAGCAACAUUUUAAAGUCAAGGCAUUUAGCAGCGGCACAGCGUAAAGCGAGAAACCUAUGGACAAUGCCUAUGUCUACUAUAAGAUGUACAAUAACUUCACGGGUGCCAGCGGAAGCCCCCCACUGCCAGAUAUCAUUGGACAAUAUUACGGCCCAACCGGAUACGGUGGAGCACCGCUCAACGGCUCAUUUGCCGCCGGUCUAAGUGGCGCCGGCUAUGGCAAUGCCGCCUAUGAGCUGUAUGGGCCAUCGACGUCAACGGGUUACCUGUACGAUCCCACAUCGUUGGCUGCAACCGCUGCCCAGCUGUAUGGACAAACGUCACCGAUACGAAGACGUCGGUAUAGCAUUGCGGGUUUGCCAUCGGCAACAAUGUACAAUGAUGUUUAUGGGUAUCCAGCGCCGCCGCUGCAUCAGACGAGCUCCUCAAAUAUUGUGAAUCUGUUGAAUGAGGCGCACAAAUCGAUAUCACGCUCAUCGCAGAUAUUGAAUUUGAGCCACCAGGCCAGACAGCUGGGGCAACCGGUGACGGUGACGACACCGCUGUCCGGCCGUGUGGUCUCCAGUUAUCCAACGCUGCAUGCGGGCGACACAUCGCCGCCAUAUUUGAACGAUAACCUGCUGCAAAUGUCGACGAGCUUCUCAUCCCAGCCCAAUAUGUACUUCCAGCCGCAGCCGACGCAGCUGACGGCCGCUCAAAGCGCCGCUGCGGCGGCUGCUCGACUGCGACCCGCCUACUCCGUAUCGAAUCUUGUCGCUGGCACUGGCCCUGGCUCUGGCUAUCCAGGCAGCUGCAAGUACGGCGCGACGGGCUACGCGAAUCCCUAUCAAAGCGAUCCACUCACCUCGGCCACCGGCGGCCCAUAUGGCCUUGGCCUCGGCGGCCUCGGCCUGGGUGCGGGCAUGGGUUCGGGUCUCGGCCUGAGCGGCAUGCCAGGCGGAGGCGGAGGCGGAGGCAUCGGGGCCAUGGGCAGCAUAGGCCUGGGCCUGGGUCUGGGUCUGGGGGGUAUGCCUGGGUCGGUAUCACAACAGCAGCAGCGUCAUCUCAUGUCACACACACUGCAUGCCUCAAAUCCCGCCAUUUCGCAGUACUAUCAGCAGCACUCGCUACCGCCGACGGCCAGCUCGGCGCUGGCCUACAAUCUGCAUCAGCAGUUCGCCGGAACGCAACAACAGCAGCAGCAGAGUGGCCAGCAGCUGGGCCAGCCGCAUUCGCAUAUACAGGCCUCGGUGCAGCAGCAGAUGAACCCGCAGUAUCAGUAUCAUGUGCAUCAGCACCAGAACCAUCUGCAAACCCAUCCGCUGGCAGCGUUGGCCAACACAACCGGCCCCUUUGGCGGCACGCUGGCGAGCAGUGCUCGCGAUGCCGCUGUAGCAGCUGGUGUUGGCUACGAGGGGCUGCAUCAUACACCGCAUUCGGCACACUCGCAUCUGCAUUCGCAUUCGCAUCCGCAUCAUCACCAUCCGGUUGGUCUGCAUGCCUCGACAUACCCGCACUCGUCAUACUCGCAUCAUCAUCAUCAGCAACAACAACAACACCAGCAUCAGCAACAUCAGCAACACCACCAGCAGCAGCAACACCAACAUCACCAUCACUUGCCAUACUCGAAACUAGACUUAGAUUACCCGAAACUGCCGCAAGAGCAUAAGCGACAAUUGGACGAAUUCCGUCUUGAAAUACAAAGAAGGGAUCAAGAGAUUCUGGCGAUGGCGGCCAAAAUGAAAACGCUCGAGGAGCAGCAUCAGGACUAUCAGCGGCACAUAGCGGUGCUCAAGGAGUCGCUAUGUGCCAAAGAGGAGCACUACAACAUGCUGCAGACGGACGUCGAGGAGAUGCGCGCCCGCCUCGAGGAGAAGAACCGUCUCAUCGAGAAGAAGACCCAAGGCACGCUGCAGACGGUGCAGGAGCGCAAUCGCCUAACCAGCGAGCUGACCGAGCUCAAGGAUCACAUGGACAUCAAGGAUCGAAAGAUUAGUGUGCUGCAGCGCAAGAUUGAGAAUCUCGAGGACUUGCUGAAGGAGAAGGACAACCAGGUGGACAUGGCACGGGCGCGUCUCUCCGCCAUGCAGGCUCAUCACAGCAGCUCCGAGGGCGCACUCACCAGCCUCGAGGAGGCCAUCGGCGACAAGGAGAAGCAAAUGGCGCAACUGCGCGAGCAACGCGAUCGCGCCGAGCACGAGAAGCAGGAGGAGCGUGAUCUCCACGAGCGCGAGGUGACCGACUACAAGAUGAAGUUGCGCGCCGCCGAAAGCGAUGUCGAGAAGCUGCAGACGCGCCUCGAGCGGGCGGUGAACGAACGUGAGCGUCUGGAGAUCAAGCUGGAGGCGUCGCAGAGCGAACUGGGCAAGUCGAAGGCGGAGCUGGAGAAGGCCACCUGCGAGAUGGGACGCAGCAGCGCCGACUGGGAGUCCACGAAGCAGCGCAUUGCACGGCUCGAGCUGGAGAACGAGAGGCUCAAACACGAUCUGGAGCGUUCGCAGAAUGUACAAAAGUUAAUGUUCGAAACGGGCAAAAUAUCGACAACGUUUGGCCGCACCACAAUGACGACGUCCCAGGAGCUGGAUCGAGCGCAGGAGCGUGCUGACAAGGCGUCUGCCGAGCUGCGUCGCACGCAGGCUGAGCUGAGAGUGACACAGGGCGAAACUGAAAAACGUUUUUCGGACGCUGAGCGUGCACGCGAAGAAGCCGCCGCCCUGCAAGAGAAACUGGAAAAGAGCCAGGGCGAAGUCUAUCGACUCAAGGCGAAACUGGAGAACGCCCAAGGCGAGCAAGAGAGUCUGCGCCAGGAGCUGGAGAAGGCCCAGAGCGGCGUCUCUCGCAUACACGCCGAUCGCGAUCGGGCGUUCUCCGAGGUCGAGAAGAUCAAGGAGGAAAUGGAGCGCACUCAGGCAACGCUCGGCAAAUCGCAGCUGCAGCAUGAGAAGCUGCAGAAUUCGCUGGACAAGGCACAGAACGAGGUCGAUCAUCUGCAGGACAAGCUCGACAAGGCGGGCGCCGAGAAUCGACGGCUCGUCCUCGAAAAGGAGAAGCUCACCUACGACUACGACAAUCUGCAGUCGCAGCUUGACAAGGCUCUCGGCCAGGCGGCUCGCAUGCAGAAGGAGCGCGAAACUCUCACUCUGGACACGGAUCGCAUUCGCGAGAAACUUGAGAAGACGCAGAUGCAGCUAGCGCGCAUACAGAAGGAGCGGGAUCAGUUCUCCGAUGAACUGGAGACGCUCAAGGAGCGCUCGGAGUCAUCGCAGACGCUGCUGAUGAAGGCCGCUCGCGAUCGGGAGGCGAUGCAAACCGAUUUGGAAGUGUUGAAGGAGCGCUACGAGAAAUCGCAUGCCAUACAACAGAAAUUGCAGAUGGAGCGUGACGAUGCCGUCACCGAGGUGGAGAUACUCAAGGAGAAGCUGGACAAGGCUCUCUAUGCCAGCCAGAAACUGAUCGACGAGAAGGACACCUCGAACAAGGAGUUCGAGAAGAUGCUCGAGAAAUACGAUCGUGCUCAAAACGAAAUCUAUCGUCUGCAGUCGCGAUGCGACACCGCCGAAGCGGAUCGUGCCCGUCUUGAGGUGGAGGCCGAACGCUCCGGUUUGGCGGCAUCGAAGGCACGCGAGGAUCUGCGCAAGCUGCAGGACGAGAGCACACGGCUGCAGGAGGCCUGUGAUCGUGCUGCACUGCAGCUGAGUCGCGCCAAGGAGUGCGAGGAUAAUGCACGCAGCGAGCUCGAGCACAAUCGCGAUCGCUUCGACAAACUGCAGACGGACAUCCGACGCUCGCAGGGCGAGAAGGAGCACUUCCAGUCCGAGCUGGAGCGUGUCACCUACGAACUGGAGCGCGCACAUGCUGCACAGACCAAGGCGGGCGCCAGUGUCGAGGCGGCCAAGGAGGAGGCCGCUCACUAUGCCGUCGAGUUGGAGAAGAUGCGUGAACGCUACGAGAAGAAUCAGGUGGAGCUGCGCAAGCUGCAGGACACCGAUACGUUUGGCCGCGAGACGCGACGCCUCAAGGAGGAGAACGAGCGGCUGCGUGAGAAGCUGGACAAGACGCUGAUGGAGCUGGAGACGAUACGCGGCAAGUCGCAGUACGAGUCGGAGUCGUUUGAGAAGUACAAGGACAAGUACGAGAAGAUCGAGAACGAGAUCCAGAACAUGGAGUCGAAGCUGCACGAGACGAGCCUGCAGCUGGAGCUGUCCAAGGGCGAGGUGGCCAAACUGCUGGCGAAUCAGGACAAGCAGCGCAGCGAACUGGAGCGUGCGCACAUUGAGCGGGAGAAGGCGCGCGACAAGCACGAGAAACUGCUGAAGGAGGUCGAUCGUUUGCGCCUGCAACAGUCCUCGGUGAGCCCCGGCGAGCCGGUGCGUUCGUCCGCCUCGAUGUCGAUCUCGGCGGGCGAGCGACAGGAGAUCGAUCGGCUGCGUGAUCGCCUCGAGAAGGCGCUGCAGUCGCGCGAUGCUACCGAACUGGAGGCCGGUCGCUUGGCCAAGGAACUGGAGAAGGCACAAAUGCAUUUGGCCAAACAGCAGGAGAACACCGAGUCCACGCGCAUCGAAUUCGAGCGCAUGGGCGCCGAACUGGGACGUCUGCACGAUCGCCUCGAGAAAUCCGAAUCGGAGAAGGAGACGUUGCGUCAGACAAGUCGCAAUGCUGGUGCUGCUGGUGGUGCUGGUGCCAAUCCGCAGCUGGAGAAGCACGUGCAGAAGCUGGAGAGCGACAUCAAGCAGCUGGCCAUGGAGCGAGAGCAGCUGGUGCUGCAGCUGGAGAAGAGCCAGGAGAUACUGAUGAACUUCCAGAAGGAGCUGCAGAAUGCCGAAACGGAAUUGCAAAAGACACGCGAGGAGAAUCGCAAGCUGCGCAACGGCCAUCCCGUGGCGCCAGCGGCUCCCGCCGAGAUUCAGGCCAUGCAGAAGGAGAUCCAAGUGCUGCAGCAGAAGCUGCAAGAGUCCGAGCGCGCCUUGUCCGCCGCUGGACCAUCAGGGCAGCAGGGAGCGGCCGCAGCAGCGGGCGCAAGUCGCGAGGAGAUCGAACAGUGGCGCAAAGUCAUCGAGCAGGAGAAGAACCGCGCCGACAUGGCUGACAAGGCGGCCCAGGAGAUGCACAAGCGCAUACAACUGAUGGACCAACACAUCAAGGAUCAGCACGCCCAGAUGCAAAAGAUGCAGCAGCAAAUGUCACAGAUGACACAGCAACAACAGCAACAGGCGGCAGCGCAACAGCAACAAAAUGCCGCAGCUGCAGCCAGCGGCGUCGAUGCCAAGGAGCUUGAGAAAGUCAAAGGUGAACUGCAAGCUGCAUGCACGGAGCGUGAUCGCUUCCAGCAGCAACUGGAGCUGCUCGUGCAAGAGCUGGAAAAGAGUCAGAUGUCCAACCAGGAGCAGGCCAAGCAACUGCAGACGGCGCAGCAGCAGGUGCAACAACUGCAACAGCAGGUUCAAACGUUGCAACAGCAAAUGCAGCAGCUGCAACAAGCGGGCAGUGCGGGAGCGGCGGCCACAGAUGUGCAACGCCAGCAGCUGGAACAGCAGCAAAAGCAACUGGAAGAGGUGCGCAGGCAGAUCGACAACCAGGCCAAGGCCACCGAAGGCGAGCGCAAGAUUAUCGACGAGCAGCGCAAACAGAUCGAGGCCAAGCGCAAGGACAUCGAGGACAAGGAGAAGAAAAUGGCCGAAUUCGAUGUGCAGCUGCGCAAGCGAAAGGAACAAAUGGAUCAACUGGAGAAGUCACUGCAGACCCAAGGAGGAGGCGCUGCGGCAGCUGGCGAGCUUAACAAGAAGCUCAUGGACACGCAACGGCAACUCGAAGCUUGCGUCAAAGAGCUGCAGAACACAAAAGAGGAGCACAAGAAGGCGGCAACAGAGACAGAGCGACUGCUGCAGUUGGUACAAAUGUCGCAAGAGGAGCAGAACGCCAAGGAGAAGACCAUCAUGGAUUUGCAACAAGCCUUAAAGAUCGCUCAAGCCAAAGUCAAACAAGCACAAACACAGCAGCAGCAAGCGGACGCUGGUCCGGCUGGCUUCUUGAAGAGCUUCUUCUAAAGAGAAACAGCAACAGAACCCACAAUAUUAACAAAAGAAGAAGAAGACGAAGAAUGAAUAUUUACAAAGCAAAUAGAACAAGAAGAAAAAAACAAAAGAUAAAAAGAAAAUGAAAAAAAAACAAAAACAACAACAGCACUGUCUACUAUUUUGUAUACUACCGAUACCGAUACCGAUAACGAUACCGACUAUGCAGUAUUUCUUCAACUACUAUGUACCACACACACUUACACACACACAUAUUCUAUAUACACAAAGAAACACACACAGACACGAACACAGACACAUUUGUAAAUGACAUAUGUAAAUGCAAGCAAAUUAUUUGAUAUUUAUUGUAUUGUAAUUAGGUUGCCGCUAUACUCAAAUUAUGGAUGCAUUUAUGUAAAUGUCAGUCAGAACGUAACGCGUCACGUAACGACGUUACGUUAUUAUAGUAACUCUCUCGAACUUACAACUUAACUCUAUGUAUACCCUUAAAUGCCACACUCUUACGUAUACUCUAUCUCUAAAAACGUUCUCGCUAUCUUUCUCUUUCUCACACACACCACGCUACAGCAGACACGUCAUCUCUAUAUAGUAUAUAAAUAUACUAUUUGUCUCGCUUUACACUCCACACACUCGAUUUCCCCCCUAUUUCUUCUCUGGCUGUCUCGCUGUCUAGUUAACUGUUGACAUGAUCAUUUUUGUACAUUUUCGAUCGAUGCGCUGAAAAGUCGACUACACUUUCCCGGCAAACGAAAUUGCAGUUCACACGAUCUGCGUUCUCACGAUCGUGAGACAUUUUCGUGACAUACAAUAGUUUCACUCUCGGCACAGCUCUGCAAAAAAAAAAGAAAUUUGCACGUUUGAUAAGGAAAAUCCCAUCAUUAGUUUUGCAUACGGCGCGAAUGUGAUUCACAAUAACCAAAAUAAAUAAAAGAAAAAACAAAAACCAAAUGAAAACAUCAAAGAGAAAACUAAUGCAAAAUGAAUAA
Molecule: messenger RNA, 9381 nt
Organism: Drosophila albomicans
Lineage: Eukaryota; Metazoa; Arthropoda; Insecta; Diptera; Drosophilidae
Gene: brp
Product: trichohyalin
Exons: 17
Coding region: 2441-8407 (1988 amino acids)
Biological process (GO): maintenance of presynaptic active zone structure; neuromuscular synaptic transmission; regulation of synaptic plasticity
Cellular component (GO): cytoskeleton of presynaptic active zone
Molecular function (GO): structural constituent of presynaptic active zone
Source: RefSeq, a predicted model, not a curated record